UCAGACUUGCCACCUGUUCCUUCUACAUCAAGGACAGGCUCUGCAGAAUUUUCUGUUAGGGAGCGAAUGAGAGAGAAACGAAAAGCAGCAAAGUCAAAAGCAGAACUUAAUUUAUUCAAAAAAGUUUCCAGUCCACAACCAAGGCGUUUGAAAAGCACCAAAGAAAGAAAAACAGAAGUCAGAGUGGAUAAAGCGUCUCAUCAUGCUACUUUUAGGGAGAUGCAAAAGGGUGAAUCCCACUUACCAUCAAAAAUAAAGUUUCAUGAUUCUGUCAAAAAUUCAACAGUCCAGAAUGAUUUUCCUUCUGCUGAAGAAGCAUAUAAUUUCUUUACCUUCAAUUUUGAUCCUGAACCAGAAAGUAUAAAAGCUGGAGCCAGGAAAAGGAUUGAAUUAAAUGAGGAAGAGGAGGCAGAAGAAGAAUGUGUAGAAACCCGUGAGGAUGAACAAGAGGAAGAUGAAACGGAUGAAGACGUACGCCUAGUUAAAGAUGAUGAUUUAUUCAUUAUAGGGCAGACAGACGAAGAUUUGGUAGUAGUGAAACCUGCCGAUUGUGAGAACUACUCUAAGCAAGUGAAAAAUGAAAAAGAAUUUCUCUUCACUCCCAGCAAGCAACGAGUGCCCACUUCUGAGAAGAUCCCUGGAAACAUGCAGCCUAGGUACCUUGAGGAUGAGGGUCUUUACACAGGAGAAAGGCCCUUUGUAUCACAGCGUAAUCAAAAUAUUUUAGAAAACAGAAUACUCAGACAGGAGCAAGGGAAAGGGUGGUUUGGUGAUGAUGGCAAAAUCUUAGCAUUGCCUAAUCCAAUUAAACAGUCUUCUACUAGGCCUCCAAUAUGGUCAUUUGAAGAAGGCAUUGCACCAGAACUUGAAACAGUGUAUAGAAAGGCAAUAAAAAUGACAGCUGCCAAUCAGUAUCUUGUUGGACCUGGAGAUUUUCAGGGGCCAUUUCAAUUGGAUAUUGAUAUUUCUGGACUGAUAUUUACCCAUCAUCCCUGUUUUAGCCGUGAGCAUGUGUUAGCAGCUAAAUUGGCUCAGUUAUAUGAUCAGCAUUUAGCAAGAAAACAGAAGAAUCUUACCAAACUCCUCACAGACAAGCUGCAUGCUUUGAGGAGUGCUGUGCAAUGUAGUAUAGACAGUCGUGGUGCUGGUGUUCCCAGUCCUGUGGCGCAACAGAGCAUACCUGAAUACAAAAUUGAGAUCAGGCAAACCAGAAGACUCCGUGAUGCUGAACAAGAAAAAGACAGAAUGUUGCUUAAGACCAUUAUAAAAGUUUGGAAACAAAUUAAAUCCCUCCGCGACUUUCAGAAGUUUACUAACACACCCAUGAAACUUUAUUUGAGGAAGGAAGAGGUUGACCAGACAUUAGAUGAAAAAGCAUAUGAAGCAGAAAUUCAGGCUGAGAUAAAUGAAUUAUUGGAAGAAUAUAUGGAAGAAUAUGAAAAGAAAAUGGAGGAGUAUAAAACUGAGCUAGAAGAGUGGAAAUCCUGGAAGAAGAUACAGAAAGACAAGAAGAAAAAGAAGAAAAGAGACAUUCAUGAAGAAGAAUUAGUAGAAGAUUGUGACCUUGCUGAGGAACGUGUAAAACCCAUCCCACCUAAAAUGGCCAAUCACUUGGAAAUAGAGCAGCAGGUUAGAGAAAAAGCUCAGAACUGCAGAAGGAAACCUGGAGAGCCUUCUCUAUUUCCUGAACUGGUCCUGUCAGGAAGCAUAACUCCAACUGAGCAGUGUCCUCGAGCAGAAGUUUUGCGACGAGAAGAUGUGAAGAAACGCUCUGCAUUUAUAAAAGUCCUUUUCAACUCCAAAGAAGUAUCAAGGACUGUUACCCGACCAAUAAGUUCAGAUUUCAGAGUUCACUUUGGACAGAUUUUCAAUUUACAAAUAUUCAGUUGGCCAGAGAGUUUGAAACUACAGAUAUAUGAAACAAUGGGUAUAAGCAGCACCACCUUGUUGGCUGAAGUGUUCAUACCUGUUCCUGAGACUACAGUUCUGACAGGCAGUGCUCCUAUGGAAGAAAUAGAGUUCAGCAGCAAUCAGCGUGUGAUGUUGGACCAUGAAGGAGUUGGGAGUGGUGUGUCCUUUUCAUUUGAAGCUGAUGGUAGCAACAAAAUUACUUUAAUGACCUCUGGGAAAGUAUCAAAUAGUGUCUCUUGGGCAGCUGGAGAAAAAGGAAUCCCCUUAAUUCCUCCAGUAUCUCAGCAAAACACAGGCAUUCCAAGCACUUUAAAAAAUAUUGAUGCUAUAGCAUCCAUUGGCACAUCAGGCUUAACUGACAUGAAGAAACUUGCUAAGUGGGCAGCGGAAGCAAAACUUGAUCCAAAUGACCCAAACAAUGCAGCUCUGAUGCAGCUGAUCAUGGUUGCCACGAGUGGAGAGGCACACGGUCCUGAUUUCUUCAGAUUGGAACAGUUGCAGCAAGAAUUUAAUUUUGUUUCUGAUGAGGAAUUUAAUAGAUCAAAGAGAUUCCGACUCUUGCAGCUCAGAAAUGGGGGCGUGGCAGAGUUCCGAAACUACAAGCAGGUCCCCUUACGGGAACGAGAAAUCAGUGAGAAAAUCUUCCAGGACUAUGAGAAGAGACUGCAAGAGAGGGAUGUGACUGAUGGCAAAAAUUACCUAGAUGCACACAGAGCAGUUGUUGCCAACUAUCUACAGAAGGUUCGAGAAUCAGUAAUAAACCGUUUCCUCAUAGCAAAACACCAUUUUCUUCUCUCUGACCUUGUCAAUGAAGAGGAGGUUCCUAGCCUGGGUAUUCUGGGACUCAGCCUUUUUAAACUGGCAGAGCCAAAACGACCAUUAAAGCCAAGAAGAAAAGAAAGGAAGAAGGUCACAGCACAGAAUUUAUCAGAUGGAGACAUAAAACUGUUAGUGAACAUCAUUAGAGCUUAUGAUAUUCCAGUGAGAAAACCAGUGAUGAGCAAAUUUCAACAACCAUCCAAAUCUUCAAGGUCCUUUAAUGAGAUGUUUGCAGCCUCUCCAUCAGCUCAGAGCCCAACUGAUAGCCCAGACUGGGCAUUCAACCAGGUUUUAGUCCGUCCUUUUGUAGAAGUUUCUUUUCAGCGAACAGUCUGCCGGACAACAACAGCAGAGGGUCCUAACCCCAACUGGAAUGAGGAACUUGAGCUUCCAUUUAGAGCUCCUAAUGGUGACUACAGCACCCACAGCUUGCAGUCAGUGAAGGAUGAAGUCUUCAUUAAUAUUUUUGAUGAAGUACUUCAUGAUGCUAUAGAGGAUGAUCGUGAAAGAGGAAGUGGAAUCCACACUCGUGUUGAGAGACACUGGCUGGGAUGCGUGAAGAUUCCAUUUACUACGAUAUAUUUUCAAGCUAGG
Molecule: messenger RNA, 3324 nt
Organism: Antrostomus carolinensis (chuck-will's-widow)
Lineage: Eukaryota; Metazoa; Chordata; Aves; Caprimulgiformes; Caprimulgidae
Gene: CC2D2A
Product: coiled-coil and C2 domain containing 2A
Exons: 24
Biological process (GO): non-motile cilium assembly; protein localization to ciliary transition zone
Cellular component (GO): ciliary transition zone
Source: RefSeq, a predicted model, not a curated record